Molecule: messenger RNA, 1757 nt
Organism: Portunus trituberculatus (swimming crab)
Lineage: Eukaryota; Metazoa; Arthropoda; Malacostraca; Decapoda; Portunidae
Exons: 5
Coding region: 1-1164 (387 amino acids)
Source: RefSeq, a predicted model, not a curated record
AUGACUAACAGCCUUUGCUUCACCACCCGCGUCUUCGUCAGGCUCAAUGCUGCGUGUUGGGGCGUGGCGCGUGUGGGUGAAGGUGUUUGUGUUGCGGGCUGCUGGCCUAUCCAUCUCUUUACUAAGCGGGGUGGACGUGUUGUAGCACUGUUGAACUCCUCGUCGUCUGAAGCCCGGUGCCUUAACCUUCACUUUUGCCGCCCAGUGCUAGAGCAACACUCCCAGGCGAGGCGAAGCGAGUCCCACACCUCACAGUCCCUGCCAGCACCCGGCGCCGCCAUGACCACAGCGCGCAGAAGACUGGGCGCCCUCCUGCUGGUGGCGGCGAUGGCGCUGACGCUGGCGGCGACGAGUGAAGCGGCGACACUGCGACGAGGGCGUGAGAGAAUAGUGUACGGACCAGGCGGGUAUGGCAGACGUUUAAAUGUGAAGAGUGAGCGUACUGACGACGUGCAGAGUGGACGUACUGGUGACGGGCAGAGUGGGCGUGCUGGUGACGUGCAGAGUGGACGUGGAGAAGUGCAAAAAGGACGUGGUGACGACGUGCAAAAUGUACGUGCUGGUGUGAAAAAGGGGCGUGCUAGCUUACAAAGGGAACGUACUGACGUGCAAAGGGAACGUAAUGACGUGCAAAAAGCGCGUGUUGGCGUGCAAAAAGCGCGUGUUGGCGUGCAAAGGGGACGUACUGACGUGCAGCGUGGGCGUGCUGGCUUGGAAAGAAGUCGUGGUGGCGUACAACGUGGGCGAACUGGCGUGCAAAAGGGGCGUGCUGACGUGCAAAAGAAGCGGACUGGCGUGCAACGUGAGCGUGCCAGCGUACAGAAUGUACGUGCUGGCGUGAAAAAUGUACGUGGUGACGUACAAAGUAAACGUACCGACGUGCAGCAGAGUGGACGUGCGGACGUGCAGGAUCGGACGGGCGUGGUGGUGGCCUUCGAGACUCCAGAACAGGAGCAGUUUCAGUACGGGCGUCCCGGAGAGGCGGUGUUCGGCGCCUUCAGCUGGCGGAGUCCUGAAGGCGUGUUGGUGGUGAUGCGCUACGUGGCUGACGCUGCGGGCUACAGGGUGACAGGUGGCCUAGUACCAGAGGACACCAGGGGCGUAGCGGCGGACGGCAAGCAGGUCUUUCCGAGGGCGGCAGACGGGAGCAUCAUCCUUACCUGAGCACAAGAAGGUGGUGGACAAGGAAGUGGAGAGGCUGUGAAGAUUAUCCGAAGUGAGAGUUUGGAGGAUGAGAUGAGGACGGGAGAUGAAUGAGGGAAAGGGAGGUGAAGGAAUGAAAGGGAGUUUGAAAAUACCUCAAGUUAUGGAAAGGGAAGUGAGGUGAAGGAAGAAAAAGCAGUUAUUAAGAUUUGAACUUUGAGAGGGAGAUGAAGCAAGCAAAGGAAGAUGCAGUAAGGGAGAUAUUGGUUAAGGAAGGACAGGGAGAUUAAUUAUAAGACGAAAAGAACAAAGUGAUAAUACGAUGACAAAUGUUUUGAUUAUGUGAUAUAUGAGAGAGAGAGAGAGAGAGAGAGAGAGAGAGAGAGAGAGAGAGAGAGAGAGUUGUAGCCAAAUCUAUAGAAAUACUGCUUAAUAGUUACAAAGCAAAACACACACACACACACACACACACACACACACACACACACACAGUAGGUCAGGAAAUAUUAGUGUAGUUAUAUUUUGUUGUAUUUUCUGUAUAAAAGUUGAAUAUAAAGUUGUCGACUGUUGCCAAGAAAAAUAUUUUUUACGAAUAAAUUUAUAUGAAUUUUAAA